Molecule: messenger RNA, 2607 nt
Organism: Strigops habroptila (Kakapo)
Lineage: Eukaryota; Metazoa; Chordata; Aves; Psittaciformes; Psittacidae
Gene: THNSL2
Product: threonine synthase like 2
Exons: 9
Coding region: 219-1703 (494 amino acids)
Biological process (GO): dephosphorylation; 2-oxobutyrate biosynthetic process
Molecular function (GO): pyridoxal phosphate binding
Source: RefSeq, a predicted model, not a curated record
UCCCCCUCUGCAGCUUGUGCCUCCUGCCCCUUGCCCCAUGCCCAGCACCACCAGGAGCAGCUCAUCUCCAUCUUUCCCGCAUACUCCCAUUCCCAGGCUCGGUGCAGGGGGACCGAGUGUGCCGAGGGGAACAUCGGCGCGUUGCAACGGGGAGAAGUUUUCCGUGAGCACAAGUGCAAAGAGUGCAAAGGGCCGGUUACAAGUGCUGGGGCACCACCAUGGAGUACAUCAGCACACGGGGAGGUGCGGGGACCGUCGACUUCGAGAAGACCCUCUUCUCCGGCUUCGCAUCCGAUGGGGGCCUCUUCAUGCCCAAGCACAUCCCCUUGCUGGACCGGGACACCCUGCGGAGGUGGAGCAGCCUCUCCUACCCGGAGCUGGUGAAGGAGCUGUGCUCCCUCUUCAUCACGGCUGACCUGGUCCCGCGGAGCACACUCAAUGACCUGAUCGACAGGGCCUUCAGCAGGUUCAGACACAAGGAUGUCGUCCAUCUGUCCAGGCUGAAAGAUGGGCUGAAUGUUUUGGAGCUCUGGCAUGGGGUUACUUAUGCAUUUAAGGACCUGUCCUUGUCCUGCACAGGGCAGUUCUUACAGUACUUCUUGGAGAAAAGGCAGAAGCACGUCAAUGUUGUGGUGGGGACUUCAGGGGACACGGGGAGCUCAGCCAUUGAGAGCGUGAGAGGGCAGAAGAACAUGGACAUCUUUGUUCUGCUGCCCAAGGGGUUGUGCACCCAGGUACAAGAACUUCAGAUGACCACAGUCAUUGAAGACAACAUCCACAUCUUUGCUGCUCAUGGGAACAGCGAUGAAAUCGAUGCGCCCAUCAAGGAACUGUUCGCUGAUGUUGAUUUUGCCAGAAAAUACAACCUGAUGAGCUUGAAUUCAGUCAAUUGGUCCAGGAUUAUGGUGCAGAUCGCUCACCACUUCUAUGCUUACUUCCAAUGCGCCCCGUCCCUGGAUACCACCCCGUUGCCAGUGGUGGAAAUUGUUGUGCCAACAGGAGGAGGAGGAAAUAUCACAGCUGGCUGUAUUGCCCAGAAGAUGGGUCUCCCAAUUCGCCUUGUUGCUGUGGUUAACAGCAAUGACAUCAUUCACAGGACUGUCCAACAUGGAGAUUUCUCACUGUCAGAGAGCGUGAAGCCUACGUUAGCAUCAGCCAUGGAUAUUCAGGAGCCCUACAACAUGGAGAGGAUCCUCUGGCUGCACUCAGGCUUUGACAGCCGCCUGAUAAAAACAUUGAUGGAGCAAUUCAGUGUAUCGAAAAGCCUUAAGCUGCCGGAGGAUUUGCACAGGAAGCUCUCCGAAACCCUGCGCUCGUGCUCGGCCUCGGAUGAGGACAUCAUGCGAGCUAUGUGGCGCUGCUGGGAGGAGAACCGCUACCUGCUGUGUCCCCACUCUGCUGUGGCUGCUUAUUAUCACUACUCACAGCCAGACAGCACAUCCCGGUGUUGCUUAGCUCCAGCCUCCGCAGCCAAAUUCCAGGAUGCUCUGCUCCGAGCUGGCCUGGUUCCCCAGGUCCCCCCUGAAAUCACUGCCCUAACAGCGAUGGAGACCAGGUCUACCCCCCUGCAGCGGGGACAGGACUGGGCACAGGCACUGCGGGAGCAGAUUGAAGCUGCAGCCCAGCGGUGGGAGGUACAGAGGUGUCGGUUGGGAUCCCCAGGACAGUGGGGGAUCACCGGGCAGGGGGUCACACAGGCUUGAGGUACCAGGGCAUGGCUGGCCAAUGCGUCCCAGGGCUCAUUUUCCAUUCCCGGGAGAGCCACGUGUUAUGCUGAGAGGAGCACACGCUUUCCAUGCAAUGAAUUAUUAGCAAGGGCACACUUAACCCUUGAAUUAUAGAGACUAUUUCAUAACAUUUUCAGUAGAGCUCUGCAAUUGUAUCCACUUUUUCCUAGUAAUCCAUAAAAACUGGUUGAAACUCUGAAUAAACCCACCUAUUCCUUCGUUACUGGUUCUUACAGAAAGCUCCCUCAGCACUACCCACGGUUGGCAGCUUCUUGAGCGUUAUCCAGUGGUUCUGGCCCCAUGCUCCGAUGUUCAAGCCCAGCGAUCCCAGCAGCACUUGGGAUUCUCAAUGGGAAACGCAUGCAGGGCCCCAUGCUGUGAUGUUCAAGCCCAGUGAUCCCAGCAGCACUUGGGAUGCUCAAUGGGAAACAUGCAGGGCUGGAGUGGAUCCGCCUUUACGCAUCCCUGUAAUUCAGGUAGUGCCAGGGACCAUUCCCAAGCAUCACAACUUGCUCAGUCUUAAAUAUCAGAUGUUUUCUCUGAACGUAUUUAUAUUAAGGAGCUACUUCCCAGUGCCAUAUCUUGCAGCUUUUGGUCCUAGUCCUGCUGCAGACUGUUCCUGGGCAACUUCCACUGAAACAAAUAGGAAAUGGAAAAUUCCCCUUAACUUCUGCCUGAAACUUCAGGUCGUUCAGUACCACGUUUGCAUCAUAUACAUAUAAAUAUAUAAAUACCUUGUGUGGGAGCUGCCUCCACAAGUCAUGCAUCUGGCAGGAAUCUCUUGCGCCUAAAAAGGGGGGAAGAAAAAAAAAGAAAUAAUUACACCAAGGGGGAAAAAUCCCCCUUUGCCAUCAAAUAAAAUUCCCCAUUUGACAUCAAA